CCAGUUCAGACAACCUCAGGUGAGACUGCAUUAUAUCCUGUCUCUGAGGUCUGUAUACGUACAACGAAUUUACACAAUGAAGGUCGUACACCUAUUGCUCAUGUUUCAGGUUCAUGCCAUACUGCAGUGCGAUAAAACCAGCAUGCAUACCACAAUUGGGAGAGAUAUUAAUGUUCUCUGCAGUUAUCAUGAAAAUCAGUUUCUAUUCAGUAAAAAGUACUGGUGCUUUGGGGAGUCCAGAAGCACUUGUGAGGUUCUGAUGGAUACGGAGGGAUUCACAACACAUCGGCUCAAGAAAAAAGCAAAGAUAUAUCAGAGUUUCCGAACUAUUCAGAUUCACAUGACAGAACUCCAGCUGGAAGACACUGGAAUCUAUUGGGUUGGGAUUGACAAAAUAUAUGCUGAUAUCAUGUUCAGGAUAACAGUCAAGGUAACAGAAGAAGUAGUGAGCAGACCCCACGUUUUUUUAGAUGGCUCGCCUACGGUGACGUGCCAAGGACAGCCGGUUCUCCUGCGCUGCCGAACUGAGAGAGGCACCAAUGUGAGGUACAGCUGGUCCAGAGAGGAUAAUUUUCAAGACAAUCUUUUACAAAGCUCUGCGGAUCUUCUCUUCCACUGUGCCUUUCUCACCGAGGACGCUCAGUACAUCUGUUCGGCUCAGAACGCUGUGAGCAGAGAACAGAGUAAACCUAUUUCCCUUCACCUUGUACAGGCUGGACAGGAGAACUGCAUUUAUUCCCUCAUGUCUGAUGAGCUUGAGAGUUACGACUGCAGGACAACAACAGCCUCACCAGUAAUAAGCACAAGUACUAAUGUGGAAGUUCCAACCUCAAAAUUUGUCACACAGACCAGUUCAGGUGGAAAUCAGUCACUUUGCAGCAAUCAUACCCAGAGCUGGAUUGAACAUGUCUUUCUCAGGCCAUGGUCAGGAGUGCCACUGUGGUAUGAAAUAGUUCGCUGGCUUCUCUUCACUGCUAUGAUUACCAGCACUGGAUUGUCAUGUGCAUGCACACAGACCAGAAGAAUGGCUUGCAAACACGACAACCAAAUGUGAUGAUGGAGGACCUGCUUUUCUUUCACAAAUCUAAUUUAGCAUUCUUACUUUUUCAGCGACACAGUUCUCGUUUCUACACUUAAAUCAAUGUCUGCUUUACAUCCCUACUGUACUGUACAAUGUUGCUGUUUGGUGACAUACCCUUUCUUUUCAAGCAAUUAAAGAAAAUC
Molecule: messenger RNA, 1224 nt
Organism: Hemibagrus wyckioides
Lineage: Eukaryota; Metazoa; Chordata; Actinopteri; Siluriformes; Bagridae
Exons: 5
Coding region: 77-1054 (325 amino acids)
Source: RefSeq, a predicted model, not a curated record